Molecule: messenger RNA, 1955 nt
Organism: Theobroma umbraticum
Lineage: Eukaryota; Viridiplantae; Streptophyta; Magnoliopsida; Malvales; Malvaceae
Biological process (GO): DNA repair; protein K63-linked deubiquitination
Cellular component (GO): BRCA1-A complex; BRISC complex
Molecular function (GO): protein binding; metallopeptidase activity; cysteine-type deubiquitinase activity
Source: RefSeq, a predicted model, not a curated record
CCCUUCGCCCCAAAGAAAGAAGAAGCCUCUUCGGAGAAGUGAAAAUCUUCCAAAGAUCUUCAUAGGAGCCAGAAGCAGAGCCAAAAAAAAAAGAAAGAAGACGACAGUUUUUUUUUUUUAGAUAAGAAAAUUUAUCUAUAUAAUUUUUGGUGGUGUACUCGUAAACAGAAAUGUCUUUAACAUGUGUGAAAAUGUCUGAGGAUGUUUGGUUAACUUGUCUCACGCAUGCAUUGUCUACUGAAACUGAAGAGAUCAUGGGUCUUCUGCUCGGCGAUAUUGAGUACUCAAAAGAUGGAAAUGUUACUGCAUUGAUAUGGGGAGCAUCACCGCAAUCACGAUCAGAUCGGCGGAAGGACCGAGUAGAGACAAAUCCUGAACAGUUGGCAGCUGCAUCAGCUCAAGCUGAUAGAAUGACGGCAUCAACUGGCAGAACAACAAGAGUGAUUGGGUGGUACCAUUCACAUCCUCAUAUAACAGUUCUUCCUUCUCAUGUUGAUGUGAGGACUCAGGCAAUGUAUCAACUUCUAGAUUCUGGAUUUAUUGGACUAAUAUUUUCUUGUUUUAGUGAAGAUACAAACAAGGUGGGAAGAAUCCAAGUCAUUGCUUUUCAGUCAUCGGAUGGGAAGCAGAGUCAUGCAUCAGGACCUGUUGCUUUAUCUCCAGUGAAUAGAAGUUCAGUCAUUGAUCUUGAGUCAUCUUUAAGUUCUUCUGAAAAUCUAUCAGUGACAUUGGGAUCUGCAAAAGUAGAUAGUCCUCUGCAAGACACUGGUGAUUCCAGAUUGACUCUGGUAUCCAAUAAGGGUGGGGGACGAUCUGUUGACUUGGGAGGUUUCUUCGCUAAUGCUGAUGCCAACUAUUUAGGGAGAGAGCAAAGCGGAGGAAACUAUAAUGCUAGUAAUAUACAGAAUGCUGUUGUUGAUAUUGACCCCAUGGAUAUGUCAGAAAGCAUGCAAGAAGCCAUGCACCGCUCAAACAUGGACAUGAGUGGUGCAGAGUAUGUCAGGAAAGAAAUUCCUCUUCAUGUUUUGCCAACAUCUUCUCUUGUUAAUCUUGACUCACCAUUAAUGUCAUUUACGGAUUUGCAACGUGUACUAUAUGAAGAGGAGCGGGCAGCAUAUAACCAAGCCAUCUUGCAAAAUAUGAGAGACGGCAAAGUGCAUCCCCUUUCCUUUAUCCAUCACACUUCAACAUAUCAGGCGUCCAUGUGCAAGUUAAUUGAAUACUGUUUAAGUCCUGCCAUCAACGCACUUCAGGAUCGAUUAAAAGAGAAUGAAAUUCAGUUAGCAAUGCUGACUGAUGAAGCUAAAACUUUGGAGACUGGAGCCUUCAGGGGGAGUGGGCCAAGUUCUCCUCUUCAUGCUUCAUCUCAUGGAUUCCGAGGAAGUGCUUUGGUUGGUCAGAGAGAGUUGCACAAUUCAGCUGAGCCCAUCAGUAUGAGGACAUAUGCUGGUCCUGGGAGCCGAAGCAGAAAACGAUCGUGACAAAAUUUCCAGACCAAACCUCUUCUCCAUGCUUUUGUUUGAAUGUGUUUUUGGGUUUAUCCGAGGAACUUCUGCAACUGGGUUGUCUGCAUCCUAGUUAAAGCAGGUCUAGUUCUAGAGGCAGUAUGCUAAGAGAGCUUCGUAGUGAUUGUUGUUGUCUUCCUGGUAUUUCCAAAAGGAGAUUCCUGAAGAGAAACUAGAAUGGUUGGGGACGAGAUGGGUCAUGGAAGAAACAAUGCUAGUGUACAUAAUCUUGUUUCCAUUUACAUCAUGUUUCCUUGAGGCCCUGCACUACUUUUGUUGAUUGGGGCAUUUUGCAUUAAGUAACGGUGACCCCCUUUUUAUGCACAUUUUUUCUUGCGUUAAAUGUAACUAAUUAUUCUCUUUAGCAGCUGGUAUUCUCACUGGAAUGGUGCAUUAUUUAUCUAUGUUGGUAAAAUUUUCUGUUUAUAGAAAGGGAUAUAUUUUUUAUUA